UAGCUUCUCUUACCAAACCAAAAAAAAACGCGGAAUUGAAUGCUUCUCUAUUUAAAUAAAAAAAGUCACACACACCUUACUACUACCUUCUUCUUCACCGUACCCAUUCAUUUCUAAGAACAACUCAUCGUUCAGUCGCAUCAGAAUCACAGGUUCAGUGGCUGUGUUGUUGUAAAAUUUUGCCUUUAAUUUGACACUUCAAGUGCUGGUUCAGGAUAUGAUGAAUGGAACUCGGACUGAGUAUUGGGGUGAAAGUUCUGGUUCAACUUCCCAGAGCAGUCAGCAGGAUGUGGAUGAUGACCGAAUGAUUGCUCUUGUGCUGUCAGAAGAGUAUGCCAAAUUAGAUGGAGCAGUUGCUCGUCGCCUUACCAACUUGGAACCGGUUCCUCAUGUUCCCCGAAUAAAUUCCUUUAUCCCCACUGUAAAUGAUGCCAGUAUGGAUCACCAGCGUCUGCUUCAGAGGUUGAAUGUCUAUGGUUUAUGUGAAGUUAAGGUAUCUGGAGAUGGAAAUUGUCAGUUCCGUGCACUUUCCGAUCAGCUGUAUAGGUCACCGGAACACCACAAGUAUGUUCGCAAAGAGAUAGUGAAACAGAUCAAAGAUCACCGUUCCUUAUAUGAAUCCUAUGUACCAAUGAAGUACAAAAAAUACCACAAGAAAAUGGCUAAAUCUGGAGAAUGGGGGGACCAUGUUACGUUACAGGCAGCUGCUGAUAAGUUUGCCGCAAAGAUAUGCCUUCUAACAUCAUUCAGAGAGACUUGCUUCAUUGAAAUUAUGCCAUUGUACCAAGCACCCCAGCGUGAACUGUGGUUGAGCUUUUGGUCCGAGGUUCAUUACAAUUCAUUGUAUGAACUCCGAGAUGCACCAGUCCAGCAUAAACCAAGGAGGAAACACUGGUUGUUCUAGGAGAGGUAGAUAUAAGCAUCAUUGUUCUAAGAUGUAUUGCUGUGUAUACAUUCUGUACCCUUUUUAGGUAAGGAAAAAAUGUCCAUAAAAAUGCCUUUCACUCUUGAGGCUUUGGCAAGUAGACCUCUUAACUUCCAAUUGAGAAUUGACCCUUUCUAAAAUUUGGAAGACAUCUUAAUAGCCACUACAUUCUACUUUUUGUUUGUUAAUUUAUCUUUGCCACUACCUUCACAAUAUUUCAACCACACAUUUAUCCUUGCAUGAUACAAAAUAUCUAAAAGUUUGUCUCCGUUUAUGAACUCGAAGUAGCUAAUGUACAUUCGGUGAAGGCAAACUACAAAAUUGAACGGUGAAAAUUCUAUUUGCCAAAGUAUUAAAGAUGCAGUAGGCUGUGGACAUUUUUUUUUCCUACACAUAAAAGAGGAGGUACCUGGAGGGAGGGAAAGAAUCACGUCUAUGUUUUUUCUGUAUAUUAUUCUUUACAGUAUACUUGUGAUGAUUUUUUUUAAUUAAAUUUAUUAUUUUAUUUUAUUUAUGCCUUUUUUUUUUUCAUGGGGAAAGCAUUCUAUUAUGCUUUGUAUUUUACUUCAUUGCUUUGUAAAGCAGAUCAUGUAUUGAUUUACUGAAUUUUUAAAACAGUCUGAACCUUAAGGAAAUUUUAGAUGAUUUAUUUCCUUUU
Cajanus cajan (pigeon pea) is the source of this 1583-nucleotide messenger RNA. RefSeq names its product OVARIAN TUMOR DOMAIN-containing deubiquitinating enzyme 12. Gene Ontology annotation, molecular function: cysteine-type deubiquitinase activity. Gene Ontology annotation, biological process: protein deubiquitination. The record is from RefSeq and is a predicted model, not a curated record. NCBI's taxonomy places the organism in Eukaryota, Viridiplantae, Streptophyta, Magnoliopsida, Fabales, Fabaceae.